Messenger RNA from Paracoccidioides lutzii Pb01, 357 nucleotides. RefSeq lists its product as hypothetical. The transcript is spliced from 2 exons. The record is from RefSeq and is a predicted model, not a curated record. The coding region runs from base 1 to 357 and encodes 118 amino acids.
AUGGCCACGGUUUUUGUAUGCCCAUCCAGGCCCACCAGAAACCAACCCCCUCGACCUUCGGCCUUCUUUUCCGGUCUCGCUCUACUCCUGUCUCCAACUCCAGAUCAAAUGGAAAUCGUUAAACAAUUCAGCCAAACCGAUUCUCGAGGCAUUGCGCUCCCGGGAAAUCUCAUCGAAGCCAUCAAGCAGCAACAGAGUAAUUUUCCGGGAAGACUGUCAAGAGUAUUAACUCCAUGCAGCAUUGCUAAUCGCAGUUUGUAUCAACUUCUAUCCGCCCUGUCGUGCUCGAUACACGAUAUCACGCGCUCGCUGAGUGUUACUUUCCAGGGUGAUUCUGCGAUCCUUGCGCAGCAGUAA